Ruditapes philippinarum (Manila clam) is the source of this 1407-nucleotide messenger RNA. RefSeq lists its product as uncharacterized. The record is from RefSeq and is a predicted model, not a curated record. NCBI's taxonomy places the organism in Eukaryota, Metazoa, Mollusca, Bivalvia, Venerida, Veneridae. The transcript is spliced from 2 exons. Bases 648 to 1292 code for a protein of 214 amino acids.
AGUGCUUCCUUUUGUUCUGAAAAGAUGUUGAUAUGCAAGAGUCAACUAUAAAUGGAAUAUAAUGAAUAGUACGUAGACAGUAGAUAUAUUAUUUAACUCUGUGUGUUGAAUAUGAAAUUUAGUUUAUUCAUACGCUUCAUUUUACUAUAGUUACAAACAUAUACCUUUUAAAUUACAUAUAUAGUAACACUGUAAUUAUUACAAAUUAUGUCAAAUAUGAUCAACAAGUUUACAUAAUAAAAUAACAAUAUUUUAAUUCUUUUACAGACAUGUCGCAGGCUUCGCCAUUUAAAGCCCUCACAUGACUGUUGCCCUAUCAUAGACUUGGAAAUCUUGGCUUAAAAACUUAUAUAGACAGCAUUUAUAGAAAGAGUUCAAUAUUUUGUGAAAAUAAUAUAAGCUAAGGUGAGUAAGUUUUGUUUUUAUAAAUACUCAGUAUCAUAUAUUUGUUCUUGAAAAAUAUAUAUUGAUUUUAUACUUUAAAUUUGAGAAUUUAUAAAAGGAAAAAUAAGAGUUUUAGCGCAAACCUUGAUUAUUUUCAUAAAUUUUCAGGAUACAGUAACACACAAUCUUUAUGAAAGCACAUUGAGCCUAAAAGAGUGAUAGGUACAUGAUUAAUUUGGAUGUCAUAAAUUAAGUGGAAGAAGAUGGAUUGUCCAAUUUGCAAGGAAGAGCUUGAUCCAGACGACAAGAGUAUCUCUGCUAAACUGCGUGAAAAAGGCUGUGUAACAAUUAAUGCAUAUGCUGAGAAAAACCAGGCUGAAUGGAGAGUAAUUCCUGGAGACUAUAUCCAUAAAGAUUGUAGAAGAAAUUACACACAUCCAAGAACUCUUAAAGAAAUUACUGACAAUAAAUCCCCAGCAGAAUUGCAACCUUAUACCAGGUCAAAUUACAAAUUUGAUUUUAAAACUAAUUGUCUGUUUUGUGGUUCUCCUGCAAAAUUAAUUAAAGUUAGUGCAAAUCAAAGAAAACGAAGUCGUAAUGACGAUGUGUACCCAGUCACAGAAUUAGAAUUUCAGGUGACAAUUGACAAUGAUAUCAAAAAGAGAAAUUAUGACAACUUGGCCCAGCAGGUAUUUGGUAGAAUUUCCCAUGUGAUAGAUUUACCAGCAGCAGAUGCUAUCUAUCACCAAGCAUGUAGCUCCAAUUUUCGAACUGGUAAAGGAAUACCUAAACGUUUUUCAGGAGAACAAUUAGAUGGUACUAGUCCAUUUAAGAAACAAAAGAUAAGUCCUAAGAGAACCCCAGUUGACGUUAUGGAAUCAUUUAUAAGCGUAACUAAAUAUAUUUAGGACAAUGAGGGAGUUAUUCUUACCAUUGGUGAACUUACCACAAUGAUGGAAAACCUUUGUGGUGAUUGUGCAUACUCUAUUCCUCAUAUGAAAAAGAAGCUUUUAUAUCAUUUUG